Molecule: messenger RNA, 414 nt
Organism: Entrophospora sp. SA101
Lineage: Eukaryota; Fungi; Glomeromycota; Glomeromycetes; Entrophosporales; Entrophosporaceae
Source: the annotation of a GenBank genome assembly
AUGUAUAUAUAUCCUGAUAUGGAGCGUCUUGAUUAUUUUGAAUCUUUAAUAGAUAGGUUUUUACAAGGAAAUAAUCCUAAUUCUUUAAUUUAUGUUGAAAGAACAUGGGGCAAUUACCGAAAAUAUCCUAAGACAAAAAGCUUGUGGAAACAUGAAGAUAUUGCUGCACAAAUAGGAAGUUAUAUAAGAUCCAAUAAACUUGAUAUAACACCUAAAAAAUUGUGUGAGCAUGUCAAUGAUACAUUAUUGCCUGAUAUAGGAGUGGAAAAUGAAAAUAAAAGAAUAUCCGAAAAAACUGCAAGAAGAUGGCUCAAAGGAUUGGAAAUAAUACCUAAAAGACCACAACUCGUAAUUUACCUAGUUGCUGAACUUUUUAAAAUUUCAUUGUCAUGUGUUUUUGAAGAUCGUCAAUGA